Messenger RNA from Bubalus bubalis (water buffalo), 1356 nucleotides. RefSeq names its product pyruvate dehydrogenase E1 subunit alpha 2 (gene PDHA2). Bases 97 to 1272 code for a protein of 391 amino acids. Gene Ontology annotation, molecular function: pyruvate dehydrogenase (acetyl-transferring) activity. Lineage: Eukaryota; Metazoa; Chordata; Mammalia; Artiodactyla; Bovidae. Gene Ontology annotation, biological process: pyruvate decarboxylation to acetyl-CoA. The record is from RefSeq and is a predicted model, not a curated record. Gene Ontology annotation, cellular component: intracellular membrane-bounded organelle. The transcript has a single exon.
UCCGACGUCCGUUCAGUGAGCGAAGGGCUCGGCUGGAGACUGGGGGCACAGGCGGUUCUGGUAGUUGGACACUCAUGAACGCCCUAACCACGCUCCAUGAAGAAGAUGCUGACUGCUGCUGUCUCUCGCGUGCUGUCUGGUGUCACCCAGAAGCCCGCUAGCAGAGUGCUUGUUGCCUCCUGUAAAUAUUCAAACAAUGCUACCUUUGAGAUUAAGAAAUGUGAUCUUUAUCGGUUGGAAGAGGGUCCCCCUGUCACCACCGUGCUCACCCGGGAGGAUGGACUCAAAUACUACAAGAUGAUGCAGACUAUUCGUCGAAUGGAACUGAAGGCAGAUCAGUUGUAUAAACAGAAAUUUAUUCGUGGUUUCUGUCACUUGUGUGAUGGUCAGGAAGCUUGUUGUGUGGGUCUUGAGGCUGGGAUAAAUCCCACCGAUCACGUCAUUACAUCCUAUCGGGCUCACGGCUUAAGUUAUACGCGGGGACUUACUGUCCGAUCAAUUCUUGCAGAGCUGACAGGACGAAGAGGUGGUUGUGCUAAAGGAAAAGGAGGGUCCAUGCAUAUGUAUGCCAAGAACUUCUAUGGGGGCAAUGGCAUUGUCGGCGCUCAGGGACCACUGGGAGCUGGUGUUGCUUUGGCCUGUAAAUACAAGGGGAACAACGAGGUGUGUUUGACUCUGUAUGGCGAUGGCGCGGCUAAUCAGGGUCAGAUAUCUGAAGCUUACAAUAUGGCGGCUUUGUGGAAUUUACCUUGCAUUUUCAUCUGUGAGAAUAACCGCUAUGGAAUGGGAACAUCUGUGGAGAGAGCUGCAGCCAGCACUGAUUACUACAAGAGAGGCAAUUUUAUCCCUGGACUAAGAGUAGAUGGAAUGGAUAUUCUAUGUGUUCGGGAGGCAACUAAGUUUGCAGCUGACUAUUGUAGAUCUGGAAAGGGACCCAUACUGAUGGAGCUGCUGACAUACCGUUAUCAUGGACACAGUAUGAGUGAUCCUGGAAUCAGUUACCGUACACGAGAAGAAAUUCAGAGUGUAAGAAGUAAGAGUGAUCCUAUUAUGCUUCUCAAAGAUAAAAUGGUAAACAACCAGCUUGCCAGUGUUGAAGAAUUGAAGGAAAUUGAUGUUGAAGUGAGGAAAGAAAUUGAUGAUGCAGCUCAGUUUGCUAUGACUGAUCCAGAACCACCUUUGGAAGAAUUAGGCUAUCACAUCUACAGCAGUAAUCCACCUUUUGAUAUUCGUGGUGCAAAUCAGUGGAUCAAGUUUCAGUCAAUCAGUUAAAAGGAGAAUAUAUUCCUGGUCAACUUUAAGAAGCUAUGUACCCAAUUUUGUUGAGGAAUAAACCCAUAAAACAAAAGUCUUUUA